GGACGCACUGACGUGUGUGAACUCAAAGGAUUUUCAUCGCUGAGUCAUAAAGGGAAAUUUAUUCCGGUUUUAAUGAAGUUAUAAACAUUUUUUUGCUGAACAUGAGAGGAGAUACGACUACGGAGGAGACCGAGGUAGGAGCGGACGACAAUGGAGAAGAUGCAGCUGCACCGAACUGUGCUUCUGGGGAUAGACGACCUAGUGUCGAAAGGCUGCAACAUAUGCUAAAGAAAGUUUCCAAGAGCCCUUUCCAAAAUCAAUACAUGACUCUUGUUUCAUCAAACUCUGAAUCCAGCGGAUCAUCUGCAAAUGAUUCUGUCAACAAACAGGAUGGUGAUUUCCUAAGUGAUCUCUCAGCUGCUGUGGCGAAAAACCACAAGCUUCUUCAAGGACAGAACGGUUUGAACACAGAGAAUAAAAAUCCUCCUCAUGCUGCAGCACGGAAUGGAGUCAAUGGUGGCUUGGCAAGAAGUAACCCCUUUUAUACAUAUUAUGUGGAAUCAGGCAGCAAAGGUCAUUUAAAGGAGGAUGCAGGGAGAAAAACCUCAGAGGAAGUUAACUUUGAUGCCAUCUUUGUCCCUCCACCUGAAUUCCAAAGUUCACCUCUGGAUCCUCAAACUGGAGUUAAAACUAUGGAAAACAGAGCCGAUAUCCGAGAACCUCUAAAGGCCAUCACACCAAACCAUGUGAAACCAUCAACCAACGGCCAUCUUCACAAUGGAAACCAGAACUCACCAGACUUAUUGAACUUCUCUGACAAAUCCCCCAAUCUCUCUGAUGACCCAUUCAAAUCUCCUUCAGACAACAAGGAUGAUCCGUCUAAGUCAACUCGACCGAAGGCGGCAAACCCUUUCUACACAUCUACAGCCAAUGAAGUGGAUUUGUGUCAGGGUGUCCCAGAUAAGAGCGGGGAACUUGCCACCAAAGAGUCCAAUUUUAAAAGAUCUUCCAAGGAAAUUAUGGAUAUUUUUUCCCCUUCAUCCACAUCUGCAGUCGAUCCAUUCCCAAGCCCAAUUACCAGGAAUUUAUUCCACGACACUUCCAGUUUGGAUGACCCCUUCGGUGCUACUCCCUCAAAAGACCCUUUCCAAGAUGUUUCUAACAGUACUCCAGACAUCUUCAAACCACUUCCCCCAAAGCCUACCAGCAAGGCAGAUGGAACAAAGAUGGAUAUGGUAUCAUCUCCAGGUCUCUUCAAGGCAGCACCAUCAGAAUCCAGUCUAGACACUCAGACUACAUCUGUGGAUAGGCCACAGGACGUUUUCUUAAUGACUCCUGAGGGAACCAAACAUGACAUCCUGCAGCCGUCUCCAUUCUCUCGGGCCAGGAAUCUGUCCAUGUCACCCAGCCAGUCCCAAAUGACCCAUGUGCAAACCUUUAAACGUCCUCCAAAGCCUCUGCCUCGAACGAAGCCACAGAAGACUGAAAAGCCACCCAGGCCAGAAAAGCCACCAAGGCCGGAGAAGUCACCGAAACCAGAAAGGCCACCCAUGCCAGCGAACCUUAUCGAGCCUGAACAACCUGUUCCAAAAACAUCCCCAAAACUAUCCUUCAAAAGACUCCCUAAACCGGUUAUUCAUCGUAAACCAAAAACUCUGGAAAAUAAACCGGUGGACGCCCAGAACUACGUUGUUUUUGAGGACAUCUUGCUGAUUGGACAGGAAAAGUGUGUUGAGGACUGGCCUGAAGACAGCCCUCAGCUUGACCCUGACUUCAAACCUUCUGGAACAUUGAGACUACGACGAGAAUCAUACAAGAAAGAGGCCUCUGAAGAAGGAAGUGGCGAGGAGCAGGACGGCUCUGGCAGUCAGGUUAAGAAAAAGGACAAAAAGCACAGAAUGUCAAUACUUUCCAGAAGAGGAUCAAAGGACAAGUUUCCUGAUGACACAGCAGAGGGGAAGAGCAGGACACUGCCAAUUGCACGUAAAUCUUCAAAGGAUUAUCUUGCAGAAUGGAACUCAUCAGCUGGAGAAAAUGAAGAUGAAGAACAGAACGGGUUGGAGUACCGAAAGAAACCUCUGAAGACCAAAGUCAGUGCGCUGCUUAGAAGAGCAUCCACUCAUUCUUACACGCUAGAUGGAAAACACAUGAAUGGACAUUUACCUCAAGAAUCCAAGCAGGAUGAUGACAAGAAAGGUGUGAGCAAGAAGAACUCUAUCAUACGGCGAUGGUCAGAGGGGACGGUUUUGGAUGGCAGCACUGGUGAAGAAGAGGAGGAUGGGACUGGUCAUGGAGAGAAGAAGAAAAAGAGGAUGAAGAUCAAGUUUGUGCCACACAGAGGAUUUGCCAUCACUGUAGAAAAGACUGAUGAUCUGAAGGGAGCAAGCGGACAUGCAUCCCGUAAAAACUCAAAGGACAAAUCACAAGAUGAGGUUUUGGGAGCAUAUGGAUACACACCACGAAAGAAAUCCCAGGAAGAUGCUUUUGAGGAUGUGGAGGAGAUAAAACACCAAAGUCUUCAGUCAGCUAGCAAGGCUGAUUUUAUGGACGAUGAGCAAUUACAGAGAGCUCUUCAAAUGUCCGCUGGUAUAAAUGGAGAUGAAGACCCAUAUGGAGAUGAAGAUGUUAAACCUAAAAAAACGACCAAAAUGAAACUACUGAAUGUGGGUCGUCGAAGCUCCAAGGAGGACAUGCUGGACGACUGCUGUCUUCAGAAGAAGAAAAGCAGCCUCUCAGCAGAGGAGUUAGAUGAUGAAGAACUAAAGGGGAUGGAUAAACUGAAAAAGUUCAGACAAAAAGUUCCUAUUCCCCCCCCACGCAAAUCAAAGACAGCCAACGGACAGAUUGAAAUGACUGGUUUCAGCCCAUACGUGCUUGAACCAUCAGCUGACGAUGUCUAUGCUGAGGAUGACGUUACACAAACAGGAAAUGAAUUCCUGGGUCCUGAAGAGAUGUACGCCAGUGACCAAGAUGAAGUGGACACCUGCAAACCGAAGAAGUCAUCUAAACUGAAGCAGUUCAAGAAAUUCAAGGCUAAGGGCAAAGCCAUGCAGGGUGAAGACCCACCAGGAGCUAAAUCUGGUGACCACCUGUCAGAGGCUGCCAAGGCUGAGUGGCUGGCUGCUCAGAUGGAUGAGAGAGCUGCAGCAGGUUCAGAGGAUGAGGAUGAGGAAGGGGACACGGAUAGUUUGAUGGAGUGGUGGAACACUGUGGAACAAUGGGAUGAGGUGCCAUCAGACGAUGAGGACAAAAUCUUAAAGGAGGAUGAGUCCAAGUCAUUCAGUAUCUUGGCAGAUAAAGUUCACCGUGGCCUGCGUGUCUACAACAAGGUCUUCACGGAGCGAGCUGAGUUCCUCUGGCAGUCCAUCAUCACGCUCCACACCAUCGCAGACGAUAUCAGCACUUUCCACCACAAGGCAAAGAUAGCAGGCAUCACUGGGGGAACAACCACAGCUGUAGGAGGCGUCGCAGCCAUUGCUGGUUUGGCUCUGGCACCAGUCACUCUUGGGGCCUCUCUUGUAAUAACAGCUGUUGGUGUUGGCGUGGCAACAGCCGGGGGAAUCACUUCAGCCUCUGCUGCAAUAUCGGAUAAUGUUAACAACAUGCAUGACCGAAAAAAGGUGGAGCUAGUCCUACAGGAGUAUGAGACUCACUUGCUGGACAUUGGGAAGAUCCUCCACUUCGUCAAUCAGGGCUUGUACAAACUCCGCGGGCAUCCUUUCCUCAGGUCAGGGACCCAGCACUAUUCGAAGGACUGGGAGAUCCGCCGGGCCGUCCAGAUGAUCAGCUUAGUAGACUCGCCCAUCAUGAGAGCGACUGAGAUAAUAGAUGCAGCAAUAGCUUCGGUCCAAGGACUCUUCGGAGGCAUGGACAAGUACUUCACCAAGGACUCUCGAGAGCUGAAGAAAGGAUGCAAGAAGGAGGUGGUGGCUGAGAUAAAGGAGGUGGCCAAUGUUCUUAAUGAUGGAAUCGUGGAGCUAAAUGCAAUCAGAGAGGAGCUACAGGAUGCUACUGGAGCCUUGUGAGAAACUUUCACAUUAAAAAAAGAUAACUAGCCCCCUCUGGUGGCUUAAUAGAGGUAGUUUGUAAAGGAAUCAUGACCAUGGUAGAUAAAUAGACAUUUUAAGUGAACUUAGCAGACCAUUUUUUCCAACGUCUUUGCAAAAAAGAAAACAAACUGUAUAUUUUAAUAAGUUAAAAAAUAUCAAUAUAUGCAAAAGCACUACAAUAAUGUUAAAAUGAAAUCACUGUGAGCAUUUAAGUUUAAGCAUCCAUGUUUGGAAAAGAGUUGUUCUCAUGUUUGUACUAUAUUGUGACAUUUACUUUACUCACAGAUUAUCGUCCAUAUAAAAGGAACACAAACACAUUUAACUGAGCACUGUAGGCACUAGGGAUGGGAUUUUACAGUAGUUUUAAUACUGGAGUACCCUUAUCAUAAUGCUCAUCAGUACCUUAAAUCCCAGUCCUGCAUAAAAUAACACGAGAUGAUGGUCUGAGGAUUAUUAAAAUCAUGAAAAAACAUGAGCACCGAGCUUUGUAGUAUGAAUGAGAUUGUCCAAACUUUAGUCGUUUACUGCCGUUAACUCCACUCCACAGACAAAACACGCUGCUCUGAGGCUAACAAACUAACUAAAGCAUUUAACUUCAUGGAGAGAUCAGGCUAUGAGUUUAUAGCGGGCACUGUGACUGGUGGAUUUAAACAAUCAACAAGCCACAAAGACUUUUUUACCAGCUACUUCAUUUCAGCAAUCAGCAUUGUUGAAUAGGGUGCAAUAUGAUAACCAAGGCUUAUGAUAUUCAGACAGAUUUAUGGUAAAUGUGGAGACUAUAUUACUCGGCUGUUAAAGUUAGGAUUUUCCUGCAUUGGUCUUAAUGAUGCUCAACAGCCACAGUGUUUGAUUUGCAAAGAUUUACAAGCUAAUAAGAGCAUAAGGCUGUGCAAACCUUGGGGUCCUAUUAAGACAUAAAUACUAGGAAUCAAAACAGGGGAACUUUGACUAGAAGUAAAAUUAAUUUUGGUCACUGAAGGUAACUGAGACAUUUGACACCGUAAAUACCAAGACAGCCUGUGCAAGUGCAGGUUUUUGGCACCAGUAAUGAUCAAAAUCGAGUACCAGGCAAGGCUGAAGGUGGAGGAUGAUCUGCACUUAUGCAAUCCUGCAUCAGCUGCAGAGAUGUAAACUCAUAGUUCCCUCUAAAGAUGAGCAUAAUAAUCAGGUAGUGUUGGCAGUAAGUUCAUUACUGAAAUUAAACAACUAAUUCCUGGGAAAGAUGGAUGUAUAAAGACACAUGCAGACCAAAAUAUAAAAAAUUUAAAAAUGUUAUGAUAAAAUAUUUUGAAGAUGAGCUUUAAUUUUUUGAAAAUAUAGCUGUUUACAUUUUUAAAUGGUAUUUUUAUGGGGGUGGGGGUCCACAGAAUACAUUGUUUCUCUUAGGGGAGGCUUACUCCCCCUCACUUUGAAAACCACUACUUUCACUAAUUGAAUCUGUUAAGUUACUUUUAUUUACCUGCCUCAGUGGCCGGUGUGUUUAGCAAAUUCACCUUACACUGCUUAAAAGUACCUGAAUUUGGCUGGUUAGUCGGUGCUAACAGGCUAAUGUUUGUUUGCCUUCAGUGUCAUUUGUCCUUUGAGUGUCACCGUAGCUUUCUUAAAGCAGUUGUGGCUGUAAUCCUGCUCGCUGUGUUUUGAAGUCAGAGCUGUGGUUGGAGAAGAUAUCUCUCUGUGUUCAUUAACAACACAUGUGAUGCUAAAUCAGUCAAAAUGUCUAAGCUUAAAAGAGUGUGCAUAGUGUGCUUGAAUGAAACAUUACCUGAGUAAUGAAGGAUGAAGGCCACACCAAGCACUCUUACCCAUCCCUAGCCUGAAUUGUUCAACUGGUACAAGGUUUAUACAUGAAGGUUUAAAUAUAAGACGUAUCAAAUGUUGCUUUGUGGUGAGAAACUGCUUAAUUUACUGCUCGUUUAAGCUUGAGAUUUCCAUUUGCCUCACUAAGGAAAAAUUUUGAGUGGGAACACAUUACAAUGAACUGUAAUCCAGGAGACCAUUACAAUUAAAUCUUUUUUGACACAGUUUCAACAAAAAUGUAUAUAGAUUCACAUGUUAAGUAUUUUUGUAGGACUGUUGUAUUUAAUGGUAUGAUACAUAUUAUUAUCUCAUCUUAAUGAUGCUAAGAAGAGAUAACUAUAACAAAAGUAAUCUGCAUCAUUAUUAAGAGUAUGAACAUACAGAAGCUUAUUGCAUUCACAUGAAAAAAAUGUUUCUUCCUUGUUUUUUUUUUUUUACAAGUUUUCUCUGUUCUUUUGAGUUAUUUGUCCCAGUAGUUAUUCACUCAAAAAUUGCAGCAGAAGCUGUCAUGCAGCACAUUAAAGGAAGAAGCGACCACAUGCAUGUGAGAGCUUCAGUGGCAGCUGAGAAUUUUGUGUUAUGUAAACUUCGGAAAAAAAAAAAGAAAAACUGAAAAAAAGAGGAAAAUAUGAAAAAAAAACUCCAACAGAGAAAACAACACAGAAAAACAGUAGCUGUUUUCUACAAAGGCUCAUCUUGUAAGAAAGUAAUGCCACUCAGAAAAACAGCUAAAUGUUUAUUUUUCAUGUAAAUGCAAUAUGAGUCUGCAUUAACAUGAAACAAAGCCUGUAAGUAGAAACUUUGUGCUGAGGCCUUACACAUUUAUCCUGAGUGUUUCUUUCUCUAAACCAAAGAUCAGGAUGGAGGGUAUUAGUAAAACAGCAAUGAUUUAAAAUAAAUAAAUUAAUCUGAGUAAGGACAUUUUCCUUAAUGUUUAACCGUAGGUUGUACUGUACUUUUACUUGCCUACGCUAAUUGUGUCUCAUCUUUUGUUUAUGUAUUUCUUGGUUUAUCUUGGGAAUUUAAAGCCACAGGGAUACUGUACAAAAUUGUCAGUUGCUAAAACAGCCUAUAAAAUUUGUACACAUUUACUGUGUUGCCUCUUAGUUAUAUAAAGAUAAAUGUUUGGCCUUAUCGUGUGGCAUCCAUUUUUGUUUCUAUGCCUGCAUAGGACCCAUUGUGGUAUGCCAACCUGAAUAAUUUAACCUGAAUGUGCCCCUGUGAUAUUCUGUGUAGCUAUCACAGAGCUGAAGAUGUUUAUGUCAUAUAUUGUAAAUAAAGAUAAAUAACCAUCUCUAGUUGUAUGACUGUAUAAAGUUUAAUGAGGUCCUUAGUGUGAAUGUUGCUUUUCCGGUGAUGUUAGUAAUUCACACUG
This is a messenger RNA of Cheilinus undulatus (humphead wrasse), 7161 nucleotides long. RefSeq lists its product as uncharacterized. Bases 102 to 3965 code for a protein of 1287 amino acids. Lineage: Eukaryota; Metazoa; Chordata; Actinopteri; Labriformes; Labridae. The transcript is spliced from 36 exons. Gene Ontology annotation, cellular component: extracellular region; membrane. Gene Ontology annotation, biological process: lipoprotein metabolic process; lipid transport. The record is from RefSeq and is a predicted model, not a curated record. Gene Ontology annotation, molecular function: lipid binding.